Molecule: messenger RNA, 3834 nt
Organism: Penicillium atrosanguineum
Lineage: Eukaryota; Fungi; Ascomycota; Eurotiomycetes; Eurotiales; Aspergillaceae
Product: putative nuclear migration protein
Exons: 3
Coding region: 1-3834 (1277 amino acids)
Biological process (GO): microtubule cytoskeleton organization; dynein-driven meiotic oscillatory nuclear movement; maintenance of protein location in cell cortex
Cellular component (GO): mitochondrion; cell cortex
Molecular function (GO): tubulin binding; phospholipid binding
Source: RefSeq, a predicted model, not a curated record
AUGACGGACUUGACGUCCCCGGCUACCGACAUGGCCCAGCCCUCGCCGGCACCACCGAGUACAUCCCACAUUUCGAAAGCGAGAUCAAGAUCUCGACCAGCCCGCCGUCGUCGAGAUUCGUCCCCCGCACCCUCCUCCUCUCCUCCCGGCCUGCCAACACCAGCGUUCUCGCCUGAUGGCCACAGUGAUCUCGACGAUGAGCUUCUCGAGGACGAAGGCCUUCGCCCUUCGACGCCCGCCGAAUUACGCCUACCCUCCAUGCAUCACUUUUUGGACGAAUCACGAACAGAAAAUGAAACGCUGGGUGAGAAUUUGUCUCAGGCCAUGCGCGAUGCGCGGUCCUUGAAGCAUCAGAUCCAGCUUCUGGAGGGCGGGACGUCAUCUGCGAUGACGGAAUUGGCCCGCGAGCGAGACGAUGCCGUUGAGGACAUCAACGAUGUCCGCAAGAAAUUAGAACAAACGCAGAAACGGGUGCGCAGCCGUGAAGAAGAUACCGAGCGCACUCAGAUGCUAUGGGAUAGGGAUCGAGACAAAUGGGAGAACGAGAGGAGGAAUAUGGAACGCAAGGUCCAUGUGGUGGAAGGCCGUCUGAAGACGGUGCUGAAUGAGGUCGCAGCGGCUCAAGAGGCUAAAACUCUCCAUUCACAAAUUCAUGAAAAUGACGAUACCGCAAAGGAGAAGAGCAAAAACAGCGACACAGCAAGUGUGGCCUCCAGCAGCCAGGGUCGUCGGCGCACCAGUAUGACCAGUAUGACGUCCGAUGAGGGUGAGGGUAACGAUUACGCUCGAGCCGAUUAUCACAACGUGCGCUACUCGGUUAUGAGUCUUGCUCCUGGUGCUAAGAAUGAUUCGGGUCUGAAUUUGGCUCAGGAAUUGGACUUUGAUGAGGAGGAUGAGUUUGCUGCUUCCGAUGAGGAGCUGCCCGAGGAACGUCCUCGCUCACAGGCAUCUCAUACGGUCUCAUCGAAGGCUAGAAGGAUCCUGGGUCUUUCUCUUCAAAGUGUUGGGUCUGUUACAGCAGCCGAGUACCGUGCUUUAGACACACCCAGUCCCGUGAAGGUGCCGGGGGUAUUUGUUGAGUAUCGUGACGCGGGUAUUCAAUACUCUCCUCCUCCAUCACCCGAGAUUACGGCCGUGAAAGAGGAUGGUCUUGCUGCCGUGCCUGUAGAAAUAAUUGCACAGCCAGAGCGAAACGCACACAAGGAUGAGAGCCCUGAGAUGAAGGAUUCUGCGACACUCACCAAUGUUGUCGAGAUGGUAUCCACGUCAAGCCAGACAAUGGGCGAGCUUCCAAACCCUCCAUGGACGCCCAAGCUGCCUGAGCCUGUAUCGCCGGCUCAAUCCAGUGAAGAGAUUCCGCGGCCAAUGGAGAUGACAUCGAUGUCUACCCAAACUGACUUUGAUCGUGAAUCUGAGCCAGUCAAGGACGAGAAAAAUACCUUGUCACCCAGCAAUAUUCCGGACCAGAUGGGCAUUCCAAUGAUCGCUAUCCACCCCCCAGGCUCGGAACCACCUUCUCCACGGAACAGCGUUGUUCUGCCUCCCCAGACUAAAAACGUGUCUGUGCAGGCCAAUUUCAGGUCGGUCAUUGAAGGCCGAUCUAUCGCUAUUCAGACUGAGGAGAUCCGCAUUGAUACGCGCAAACUCCCUGCCAGCCUUCUUCCUUCUGCUAUUCCAGACUUACCUACUCAAGCCGAACCCCGGGAAAUUGUGUAUCAACCCUACCGGCCGCCUGUACCUCCGCCGCGGUCUGCUAAGCGAGAACAGCAGCGUGCUAGACACCCUGAACAUCCUAUGCGGCCACCGCCCGCACCGCCAUCCGAGCCUAUCCAAGCCUACCCAGGCAAUAAUGAUAAUGGUCCACUGUCAGAUGAAGUGGCUUCUGGCAUUCGGAGACCUUUCCGGUCCAGCAGUUUGUUUGCCGGCUUCGAACAACUGAGCGAUGAUGAAGGUCCUCACGGGGAAGCGCGUGACAUCUUCACUGAUAACGAGCUCUUGAACAGACCAUUUGCUGCAUACAAAAUUCGGCGUGGUAAAUUGGUCAACGCCAAAUCGAGAGCCAGCCUGGAUUCCGUGGGUCUUCCGGAGAUUAACGAGCAUCUCUCUGAUCCCGAUUUUCGACCAUCAGACCUUGGUCGCAGUUCUUCUCGCGCUACCCAACGGUCUGGUGCAACUGCUUCCAGCAGCCGCCAACCUGGCAUGCGUAAGAUGGCCAUGAUCUCUAAUGGCGCAGCGACGCAUCAGAGCAUUCGUCCUCGCAGCCCUAGCGAACCAAGCCUCGAUAGCGGCAGCGCAGGAUCCAGCAUUGCUCCUCCAUUUCCUGUUCCGAUUCGACUCAGCUCGCGCAAGGUCCCCUUAGAUGGCAGUGAUGGACCUCCCAGUCCUACUCGCUCUGCUGGGAGACAUUUCUCAGACCGCGGUCGUGCGACGGUGGUCCGUCGACCGACUUUGCGCAGAGUUCGAUCUGCAGCUGCAAUGUCAAACUCGGAUCUUCCAGAGCGUCCUGAGACUCUGUCAUCCCCAGCACGUUCGGCGGACUCGUUUGUGCCGGACAGUCCGUUCCAUGCACCUCCCAUGCCAUUCGAUGAUAUCACGGCUCCUUAUGAGCGGCGAAAUGCCCAGAAACGGGUCUCACAUCGUACGACGCCUUCUACGAAUUGGGAUCAUGAGCGUCACGAGCGUCAGGAUUCGACUGGUGGCGUGCAGCCAACCAGUGUCGUGGAUGCCAUUGCGCAAACUAUGGUCGGCGAGUGGAUGUUCAAGUAUGUACGUCGCCGUAAGUCUUUUGGUAUGGGCGAGUCCAAGGACAGCUGGGAAGGGAAGAACCCGGAGGAGGUAUCGGCCAAUAUCACCAACAGUGGUGUGCGGCAUAAGCGAUGGGUUUGGCUUGCACCAUAUGAAGGUUCUAUCAUGUGGAGCAGCAAGCAGCCAACCAGUGGACCUGCUUUAUUGGGCAAGAGUGGCAGGAAGUUUACGAUCCAAUCCGUCUUGGAUGUCAAGGAUGAUAAUCCCCUGCCCAAAGGCGCCGGCUACCCGGCCCCCUUCAAUCGCUCAAUUCUGGUUCUGACACCUCAGCGAGCGCUCAAAUUCACCGCGUUGACCGUUGAGCGCCAUUAUGUCUGGCUCACGGCAUUGUCUUUCCUCAGCCAUUCCUCCAUUGGCCUGCACGAACUGGCCGCACUGCCACCCGCACCCCAAGAGGAGGCAUCUCCCACAAUCCCGCAGGCUUCCCUGCGACGUAACCCAAUCCGCGACUCCAUUCGCGUGGCCAAGGGCCGGCCCCGACCCAUGCCCAAAGGUAAACGUUCUUUCCCGGGAACAGCGAUGCCCGAAUUACCACCAGAUGGCUUGGACAUGGCUGCAGAUGCACCUCAUGUCCCGCGCUUCUCCAAACACAACCGCAAGCGCAGCAACACCGCUCCACGGCCACCAGCAAUCCCCACCAUCCGUAGCUUCUCCAGUCAGGGCACCAUGCCCUCAUCACAUAGCGGCACGACCAUCGGUUCUGCAGAGCCACACUACUCUACUGGACCACCUCCUAGCCUUCCCCCAGGCAUCGGCAGCGGACGCAGCAGUAUUAGUCGUCGCACCUCCGAGGCCAGUGGCCGCACCACACACACAACUGCCAGUAAUAUGUUUGACAUUGGCACCAUGCGCAUGGAAGCCUUUAUUGAUCACCACGCGCAAGAAAUUAACCGUCCUCGCGGCGCACCGGUCGCCCGCUCGGGACACAUCCGCAAGAGCUCCAGCAACUGGAGUGGACCUGACUACGACGCACCCUCCAUCUACGGCAGUGAAACGUCCUUCCGAUCAGACCCUUUCCGCGGCUUUUAA